This is a messenger RNA of Telopea speciosissima, 875 nucleotides long. RefSeq lists its product as uncharacterized. Gene Ontology annotation, cellular component: chloroplast envelope. NCBI's taxonomy places the organism in Eukaryota, Viridiplantae, Streptophyta, Magnoliopsida, Proteales, Proteaceae. The coding region runs from base 40 to 780 and encodes 246 amino acids. The record is from RefSeq and is a predicted model, not a curated record. The transcript has 4 exons.
AGAAGAAGAAGACCUGCUAUUGUUUCUCAAGCUGACAACAUGUUUCUCUCGCUGGUCCAAACAUCCUUAACGUCACCCUUCCAAGCUAUCCAAAUCACGGGUACCCAAUUUAAUUCUUCUUUUCUGUCCAAAACCCUAUUUCCUUCUCUUGGAACUGUGCCUUUCACCUUUAUUACUCUGAGGAGAUCACAUAAUGCUUCAAUUGGCAAACUCAAUGUCACUGGCGUUCAUGCUUCCUUGAUCCAUAGUCCUGUCUUGUGGGUUGGUAGGCUUUGCAUCUUCUAUGCCCUCCUGAAGGCCGGAUUAGCUGGAUCUCCGGCAAGCCCAUUGUUCUCAGACCUGGAAACAGAAACAGAAGCCGACGAUUUGGGCUUUUCCAAGUGGUUAGAGAGCUUGAAGGGGAAAUCAGAGGAAAAGGAAGCAGCUGACAAAAGGAAACUGGUGAGCAAAUGGCAUCCUACAACAAAAGGUACUCUCAAGAGGAGUUACAGAGUACCUUCCAAAUCCGAAGGACGACGUCUUCUUAAAGCCAUUGCGUCCCUGCUUUCUGAUGAUGAUCACUUUGUUGAUGCCACUUCUCAUAAGGGUUGUCAAAUUAGGAGGGAGAGCGCUCAUGGAGAAAGUGUCUGUUGUAACAAUGUGAGAGCUCUUUUUGAUGAGCUCCCUACUCCACAUCUUGUUGUGGAGAUCACACCUUUUCCUGCAGGGCCUCUCACAGACAAAGAUUACGCCAAGGCUGAGAAACUAGAGAGGGUACUUAGGUCUGGACCUUCCAUUUGAAUUACCUUUGAUUUCUUCACUUCUCCUUUGUGUAUAUACAAUCCACAACUUGUACAUAUAUAUCACUAAUAAAAGGUUUUUCUGUUGUUCCCUUU